GCGCUCUCACACUGCAAUAAAUUUUGCAUCCCUUUAUCCCUGAGAUAAAUCAAUCAAAAGAAGAUCAAAAAAACCUAAAUGUUCGCAAUAAAAGGAAAGGCAGACAUACUAGAAAGCUUGCAAAAGGGAACGGGGUCGCUAAGUCUAUAAAAUGCGCUAUUAGAAAGAAAAGAGAUGCCAUUUUAAAAUGUGUAAAUAACAAAUACUAUGGACCGGGAAAAAGACAAAAUUUGAAAAUUUAGCAGAGCUUCCAUCUAUGGAAAAGAGUAUUUAUUUGUGGUUCAUUCGUAUGCGUGAAAGAAAUUUGCCCGUAAGCGGUUUGAUGCUGAAAGGAAAGGCUAAGGAAUUCCGGGUUCAAUGCUAGUGACGGAUAGUUCCAGCGCUUUAAAGCAAAAUGUGGAGUUAAACUUCUAAAAGUAUCCGGAGAAAAACUCUAAUCGCAGCAUCAAUUAGUAGAUCCAUUUAAAAACUUAAACAAAAAAUUUGGGAAAUUGAGGCAAUGGAGUUAUGCAAUUAUUCAAUAUAUAAUGCUGAUAAGUUUGGAUUAUUCUGGAAGCUUUUGCUAGAUAAAACUUACGAAUUAAACUCUUGUUCAUUGUGGAAAAAUAUUAAAUUUAAUGAGAAAUAAGGAAGACCCUGAAGAUAAUAUUCCAUUAAGUAUCCUAAAAACGAAAUGGGAUGCCGAAAUAAACUCUUUAAUGCAAGCAUUAGUUAUUCUCCUUCAGGAUUUGAGUCUUCAGAAGGAAUUUUCACUACCAAUGGUUGAAAAGUGGAAUGAUGGUCCUUGUCUUGAUGACUCCAUCGUAGGGACAAUGAUGAUUCCAUUCCCGGUGAGCAAGUAGAGAAAAUUGCGGCAAAAUACGCAAUUGAAAUUUUUAACAAGGCAUUACAAUGGGCUGGAAAUGCAAUGGUGGAUCAAAGUGAAAUGAACGUACUUAGACGCUUAAGGGAAAAAGCAGUUCUUAAGCUCUUAGAAAAAAAAAGGAAGGGAGGAAAAAAGAAAUAUAUUAUAUAUGGUAACCGAAUUUUUCAAUACAUAACAUUUAUGGGCAAUUUGCACAAUACUUUAAUUUAAAUUUCGAUUUUUUUUUCGUGAAAUUUGAAAUAAAUUUCAUAUAAAGCUUUUCACUUUCAAGCGUACAAAAAUAAUGAACAUUUUCGCUAACGUAAACUCGUAAAUUCAAAAUUCAUUAAUCGACGAAAUCGUGAAUUGAUUGCAAUCAUAAUUAGUAUCUUAUUAACUUAUAUUAUAGCACUUAUUCAUAUUUAGCGCUAAAUCGAAUUACAAUUAUUUUAAAUAAAACAUAUCAACUUAAUUUUAUUAAAAUAUCACACAAAUUGACCGACAUAAACGGUCUAAAGUGUAUUGGAGCAAGAGGAAGGCCUGGACUCACUUAUAAUUCGACACUGGCUCCUAUGAGAUCUUUCUGUAUCAUGUAAUAGUGAAAUUUAAUGCUUCUAAGUUUAGUUAGAAAGUUUUUACACUUUUAGUAGUUUUCAACAUAGUCGUUAUAUUAGGAGAUUGUGGGGUUAUCAUCCGAUUUCAUAUAUUUUCACAAUGUCGGAAAAGGUACCGUAAAGAUUUGUCCUGAGUAAAUUUGGUUUAUAGACAUACAUACAUACUAGCUUUUAGCAGGGAAGGGACACGUCCACUUUAAAAAAGCUUUCAAACCACAGAUGUCCCUCUCCUACAAGUUGCUUUACCUAAUUAGAGUUUUUUUAUCUUAAUUUGCGACUUAGUUAUGGUGUUUUAUAGGUUUUCGAUUAACGGCAUUUUGUGAGCUGGGUAGUGGUCCGAUUCCACCCAUCUGCUAUACCAAGUUUCUUUAAUAUACAAGAUACAGCUUUCACGGUGGGUGGAUAUAUAUGUACUUAUAAUUAUAUACCUACAUAUAUCAAUUAGUUUUAGUUAUUAACAACCGUUAGGUAAACAAAACUAUUAUACUCUAUAGCAAGAUGUUCCGAGAGUAAGCAAGUUUAUGAAAAAUUGUAAAGUAAAGUAUUGUUGCAGAGACCAAAAAAUAGCUUUAUGAGUGUUAUCCAGGUUCUGAAGCAAUCGAAGCAACUCUUCGUAAGUGGUUUGUUGAAUUUCAUGGGCGCACAAAGGAUGAUAUUGCGAACAAAAACUAAUAAUAAAAUUCUAAAUUCGGGUGCAGUCAAAAACCAAAAUGGCUCAAAUGCAAUAUGAAGUAAAGGUCAACCAGAAGUGUGGUAUAGAGGGCUAGACCAAGGUACUAGAGCAAUUUACUACACUAAACUAUAUUACCUUCAAGAAAACAUACUCUUACUCAAAUAUUAUUGAUUUUUCAUACAUUUUUGAGUUAAAAUAUCGAAUAACACUUUGGUAAUCACAAUUAUUUCAGCGAAAGUGACACACUUAAUAAUAAUUCAGAUGAUUAAACUCACUUUGUUUCAGAUGAAGAGACACAACUUCGCAGAAUACGGCAGUAAAUUUACGAUUUAUUUCAUCAAUAGCGACACAACUACAAAUAUUACUCUUUAGUUGAAACAAGGCAAGGUAGAUAAGUGUAGUUGAGUUAUGCCUCUUUUGUAGUUAGUGUGCGAUAAAUUUAUAUUCAAAGUAUAAUAGUACAUAAGUAUAUGUUAUGUAUGUACAUGCAAGUAAAUGAGCGUUCGCAAGACUAGGUGGGCAGGUUAUCAGUUGUCUUGAAGAUUUCUCAGCAUCUACUUUCAUUCACUAAGAAAGCUGUGCCAAUCCCGCAGACAGUUCCUAAGCAACAUUCAUAAUGAAAGGACUAUUGGAAUAUUUGCCGCACAGCAUCAUCGUAAUCUUCACAUUAUUGAUAACUGUGCAAAAUAAAACACUGAAAACUGAGGGUGAGUCAUGCGAGUGUAAGUUUGAACCAUGCAUUUGUAAAUACUUUGGUGAUUGCGAAGUGCUGUACCAGCGGGCUGAUAUAGAUUACUGUGAUAGAAAGCAUGGCAUUGUUUGUUGUCCCCAAGAGCCCGACAUCCCAAUUAUUACCCCGGCAAAAUUGGCCUCAGAGUUUGCCUGUCAAAAAUACGCGGAUAUGAUACCUAAUAAUUGUACCAAAAAAUUUAUAACCGGUGGUGAAUUUGCUAAGGCAAAGGAAUUUCCACCAGCUGCCUUGAUAGGUUUCUUAAAUUCUAGGACUAAAGAACAAACUUGGUUCUGUGGCGGUACACUGAUUAGUGAACGUUUCGUUUUGACAGCGAGUCAUUGUGCGAAAGCAAAGGCAUUAAAUAGAGUACGACUUGGCGAUUUGGACUUCAGUUCUAACAAGGAUGAUGAGGGUGUUCAGGAGUUUUCAGUAAGCCGGCUGAUUUCGCACCCUGAAUACGACACUUCAGACUACAACGAUAUAAUGUUGUUGGAAUUAAAUGGCACAGUUACUUUCACCGAGUAUGUUCAACCCGCUUGCAUACUCACACCAAGUCGGACGGUAUACAACAAAGGAGAAUUUUGGGCCGUUGGUUGGGGUGCAGUUGCAAAUUCGACUGAUAUGUCUUCACGACUGCGUCGCGUCCAAUUGACAGAAUUCGUAAAUUGUGGACCGAUUGUGAGCACAGCGUAUAGUUUGAUUCGCGGUCUGAAAGAUCGCACACAAUUUUGUGCCCACGGAGCAAUCAAAGACACUUGCAAAGGGGACUCCGGUGGACCCUUACUGAUAACAUUUCCCUCCCAGGAGGAAAAAUACAAAUGUUUAUAUAUGGUCGCCGGUAUAAUAUCGAAAGGUCAAAUCGAUUGUGGUAAGCAGGAUUCACCAAGCCUUAACACAAAUGUUACAGCUUUUGUAAGGUUCAUCGAACUUCAUGUGUGGCCAAGCAAAAAAUAAAAAAGUGCGUGUGGCACUCGGGGACUGCCGCGAUAAAACUA
Messenger RNA from Bactrocera oleae (olive fruit fly), 3859 nucleotides. The record is from RefSeq and is a predicted model, not a curated record. Lineage: Eukaryota; Metazoa; Arthropoda; Insecta; Diptera; Tephritidae.